Paramacrobiotus metropolitanus is the source of this 1768-nucleotide messenger RNA. RefSeq names its product exosome complex component RRP4-like. The record is from RefSeq and is a predicted model, not a curated record. Gene Ontology annotation, cellular component: nuclear exosome (RNase complex); cytoplasmic exosome (RNase complex). The transcript has 2 exons. Gene Ontology annotation, molecular function: RNA binding. The coding region runs from base 203 to 1315 and encodes 370 amino acids. Gene Ontology annotation, biological process: nuclear polyadenylation-dependent rRNA catabolic process; TRAMP-dependent tRNA surveillance pathway; exonucleolytic trimming to generate mature 3'-end of 5.8S rRNA from tricistronic rRNA transcript (SSU-rRNA, 5.8S rRNA, LSU-rRNA). NCBI's taxonomy places the organism in Eukaryota, Metazoa, Tardigrada, Eutardigrada, Parachela, Macrobiotidae.
CAAGUGCGUGCUGCAUGCGCUCUUUUGGUCGGCUUUUGAAAGCCAAAACUAUAAACAUGCAUUUUUAUUACGGUUUACUAUUGUUGUGUUCAUGACAUGAUCAGCGGGUGAAAUUUUUAGCAAGAAGGUGUAGAUAAACAUUGAUACUUAAUAAACACUUCACGUUGUUCGGUACCCGGGGAAAGAUAGGAAAACCAAAACGAUGGCAGUCAACAUUGCGAUCACUGCGAAGCGGGCAACAGCGUCAACUGGUAGUGCCUUGCAGAUCCGGGACGAAGAAAUGCCCGAAGUCUCUCCCCCUCGGAAAUGGAAGCAACCCGAAUUGCGCGAUAAUCAGGUUUACAUACCCGGAGAUACGGUAAUGGAGAACGCCGAGGGUUGGAUGGACGGGCAUGGUUCUUACUGCUCUGUACUUCCCGAAAAGCGUGUGCAGAUGUUGGCUUCGGUUGCCGGAAUUCGCCAGAUCUAUACCAGGGUUGUUGUGAUUAAUCCUAUCCGAUCUCGUUAUAUCGGAGAGAUCGGUGACAUCAUUGUGGGGAGAAUAAUCCAAGUUGGCCGAAAGGCUUGGAUGGUUGAUGUUGGGGCGCAGCGCCAUGGUAUCCUGAAUUUAGGCGGCAUAAAUUUGCCGAGUGGUGAAUUGCGGAGAAAAACAGAAGAAGACAUUGGCUUUAUGCGAGGUUAUUUAAAGGAAGGCGAUCUGAUUAGCGCGGAAGUGCAGAAGACCGGCGCGGAUGGCCGAUUAGUCCUUCAUACGCGCAGUCUCCGUUACGGCCGCCUCGUGCACGGCAUGCUUUUGCAGGUGCAGCCAAAACUAACCCGCCGAGGUAAAGGCCAUUUUAUUUCCUAUGAAACAUUCGGAGUGCACCUUAUUAUCGGCGUGAAUGGUGCGAUCUGGAUUGCACCGACGCAGCGCCAACUCAAUAUACCUCUCGGACUGGAUCAAGGUGAGCAGGUUCGAACGAGCGGACAGCAGCAUUUCCCCGAAGAAGAGGAUAUCUACGUGCAGUUGACCGAUACCGAUGCUAAAAAGGUAUCCGUUAAGAUGGACGAUACAGGGCAGAUUCCCUCAUCCACGAAAUCUACUUCCGUGGCUCCUUUGGAGGUCCGCAAAUGUAUGGCUAGGAUACGCAAUUGUAUUGGCAUUCUGGAUAAUGAGCGAAUUCCAAUCAACCGGGAAACUAUUAGAAUUCUGUAUGAUGCUUCGAUGAAAUACGAAGCUAAAUAUUUGCUGCAGUCGCAGAUUGCGAAGGAAAUUUUUCUCAUGGCAAGAAGUGAAUUAGCCCAAGAAAUGCCGGGUGCGCAACGGGAUACGUGAUCCGCAAAUACAAGUACCUUUUACGCUUUCUUGGCGGUGAAUGUUGUUAUUGGGAAUUUAUUGGGCUAUAUGCAGUUUUUCGUUUAUGAAGAGUCAGUAAAACGAUUACACGAGUUUUUUUGUGCGUGCAGAUGUUCAGGGAUAAUCUUACUGUCUUUUGGCAGAAAUUCAGUAGAACCGAUUACUUUAGUUUCUUGUUAACGGGAACUUUUUGAAGCAGUGAAAUUCACUGUCAGCUCGACAGCCAGUGGCAUUUCUUGUACGAACCGCUCUCGCAUUUAGCGAAAUUAUCCGCGAGUGGCCUGAUCGUAACAUUUUGCCUGCAAUUGUUAACGUAAGGAAGCCUAUGAAAGUGUCGUUAGAGCGACUGCGACUAAUAAUAAUGACUGCCUAUGAAAUGAAUAUAAAUAGUAUUAUAAUAAUUAUUAUAUGUAUAUUACAUUAUUUUUUAAU